Messenger RNA from Sphaerodactylus townsendi, 3212 nucleotides. RefSeq names its product abhydrolase domain containing 8 (gene ABHD8). The record is from RefSeq and is a predicted model, not a curated record. NCBI's taxonomy places the organism in Eukaryota, Metazoa, Chordata, Lepidosauria, Squamata, Sphaerodactylidae. The transcript has 5 exons. The coding region runs from base 249 to 1499 and encodes 416 amino acids. Gene Ontology annotation, molecular function: catalytic activity.
UGAACACAAGGGCAAAUUAACUCUUCCCUCCUCCUCUGCCGCCUCCUCAAUCCACCCACUCGAAUGUGCAUCUGUCUUGCAGAGAUGAAUUGGGAAAGCAGGUGGCCUGUACUGGGGUGGGCGUCUCUACAGCCCCCGGCAGAGAGGAAAGGAAUUUAAUCUCAGCAGAGUCUGGAGCUCAGGAUCCUGCAUCCUUUGGCUUCCUCCGCACAGUCACAGCCUUGACGGUCGAUAAAUGAGGAAUCACAAUGUUGACCAGCAUCACCGAGGGGCUGUUAUGUUGCCUGAUGGGCAAAACGUCCAACGCUGUCGGGCCUCUGGAAAGCAUCGAGUCCAGCGACGGCUACAGCUUCAUUGAAGUGAAGCCUGGGCGGGUCCUGCGUGUGAAGCACCUGGCUCCAGUUCGGCCGGCCGGGACAGAGGAAGUACCCCGGGAAACGGGAGCGGUGCGCUGCAAACGGCGGAUCACGGUCUAUCGCAACGGACAGAUGGUCAUCGAGAACCUGGGCGAUGCUGUGCGCUCGGAUAUCCUCCACUGCCAGAAUGGCGCAGAACCCAACAGCACCGUGGAAGUGGAUGUCUCGGAUGCAAACGCCACGGCCCCGCCUUCGGCCAACCCCUCCGCCACGGCUAUCAAACGCCGCCGGCGCAAGCCGAAGAAGACAGUCAAUAUUGACUGUUCCAAGUACAUUACCAGCUGCAAAGGGACCCAUGGUGACGUGGUCCUCUUUUUCAUCCAUGGGGUGGGAGGCUCUCUGGACAUCUGGAAGGAACAACUGGACUUCUUCUCCAAGUUGGGGUAUGAGGUUGUGGCCCCAGAUCUUGCAGGCCACGGGUGCAGCUCGGCCCCCCAGAUUGCUGCUGCCUACACUUUCUACGCCCUGGCGGAAGACUUGCGCAGCGUGUUCAAGCGCUAUGCCAAGAAGAGAAACAUCCUUAUUGGACACUCGUACGGGGUGUCUUUUUGCACAUUCCUGGCCCACGAGUACCCAGAUCUGGUUCACAAGGUCAUCAUGAUCAAUGGUGGAGGGCCAACGGCUUUGGAGCCCAGUCUCUGCUCAAUCUUCAACAUGCCAACCUGUGUCCUCCGCUGCCUCACGCCAUGUCUGGCCUGGAGCUUUCUCAAGGCCGGCUUUGCCCGCCAAGGCGCCAAGGAGAAGCAACUGCUGAAGGAAGGGAACGCCUUCAACGUCUCGUCCUUCGUACUGAGAGCCAUGAUGAGCGGCCAGUACUGGCCAGAGGGAGAUGAAGUCUACCACGCUGAGCUGACAGUGCCAGUGCUGUUGGUGCAUGGAAUGCACGACAAAUUUGUUCCCAUUGAGGAGGACCAGCGUAUGGCUGAGAUCCUCUUAAUCGCCUUUCUGAAGGUGAUCGACGAGGGCAGCCACAUGGUCAUGAUGGAAUGUCCAGAGACAGUCAACACGCUCUUGCACGAAUUCCUGCUCUGGGAGCCAGAGAUGAUUCCAGCAGGCGACGGGCUAGAAACGGAGAAGAAAUAAAAAGCCACGGGGGUGCGCACAGGAGAGAGACCCGUUUCCCUUGUUGCUUCCCCUGAAGGAGGGACUUUCCUGAUGGGAAUCUGCGAUGGCAGAAGGCUUGCCUGUUGGGAGAAGCCCACCCCACCUCAGGGGGGAAGCUGUGAAAUAGCAGGGUGGGUGAUGUAGAGGCUGAGCAUUGCCAGCCCCAAGGCAGAAACCAAGUGAAAUCUCAGAUGCUGGGAAGAAAGGGAGAUCCUGCCCACGCUAAGCUUUCAUCCCGAUUCCGUUUGUAGCAACCUCAUUCAUUUCUUGUGCUUCUGCCUCAGGCAGGCCAGAGAGAUGGCUGCGGCAAAGCCUCAAAGGACUCGCUCUGGGUGUGAAACAAAGCGGAGAACGAAAACAGGCAGCCGUGGGUGCAUCCUUACCUUGACUGGGCCAAGAUGGCAGUCCCUCCUUGAGCUUGGCUCACCUGGCUAACUUGAGCACAGAAAGGACCAUUGGCAAUUGCCGCACAGAGAGGAAAAUGGCACGGAUGGAAUUUAAGAACCCGUCUGCAACUCUCUUGCUGGUUCUUGAAGGGUUGUGGCACGUCGGUCUUGGCCGAUGAAACUCUUUGCAGUGGCUGAGUUGGGAAAGCGGGAAGGACGCAUCGGAAGGAGCAGGGGUGGUGUGUGAACUCUGCCAAGAUGCCAAAUGACCACCUUGAGGCUGCUGUUCAUACAGCGCCUGGCUCUGCAGUGGAUCAAGUUCAAGUGAGGCUGCCCAGUGUAAGUUAUACAUCACCUACCUGUCUCAGAGAUGUUUCUUUGCGUCCAUCCCAAAUCUAGAUCUCCCUAAGAUUCUGGAGCCUGCUCACACAUAAGAGACGCCAUUUCCUCUGUUUUACAGCUCACAAGCAAUACAAAACGUGCGCCUAGAUCACAGGCCCAGAGCUGACCUGUCUGAUCUUGGGUUCGAGGAGCGAAAGUCAAGUCCCAGUGGUAGACCGGUGACUAUUUCAGUCACUAUUUCAGCUGUUUGCAAACAUUUGCUUCUCUUUCUGCUUGCGAGGGAGAGAAACAAGUCGCAACGAUACUCUCUAGAACUUGUUUCCCCCGGGGUUUUUCUUUGGUGUAAUCUAAAAAACCAGUUUCUAAGAAUGUCAGGAUAAUAGAAAAGCCUCCUAGCAAUAGGUAUGUUACUGCUGUCCCUUGGGGGGGGGGGCCUCUUGGAGACGCACAGACACACAGGAAAAUAGCGAGGGCCUGCUUCAUCACACUACUAUGUCGUAUUUUUCCUCUGUCCCUUCCUUUUCCAUUUGAUCUGGAAGUAACCAAAGAGUUGUGGCUUCAUCACAGCCUGCACAAAGGUUCCAUUUCAGAUCAGCGUUGGAUGCCUUCCCGUUUGGUCGCUGAGCCUCCAGGCCUCGGGAUUGAAAUACAUUCCUAAUGGCGCUGGAAUGCAAAGUUUUGGGGAAAAAGAAACAAGGGGACCCUUCCUUACUGCUACGGUAGCGCAGAAGAACCUUCCACAGGGUGGGGUGCAUCUUCUAAACACCUCCCAGAUAAAACAUUCAGCUCUAGUCGGGCUCCACCUCCACAAAAUAAAUAUAGUGACAAGCUUGCUUGGCUAGGUUUGAGUUUGUAUGAUUUCCCUCUGACCAUCGCAUUAUAUUGGGGGGGGGGGGGGCGGGGAAAUCUUGGCCCCUCCUCAGAAACCCUUUGGAAGGGCACAAUCUGCUCUCCAAGAUCUACA